Drosophila subpulchrella is the source of this 893-nucleotide messenger RNA. RefSeq names its product coiled-coil domain-containing protein 43. The coding region runs from base 118 to 744 and encodes 208 amino acids. NCBI's taxonomy places the organism in Eukaryota, Metazoa, Arthropoda, Insecta, Diptera, Drosophilidae. The record is from RefSeq and is a predicted model, not a curated record. The transcript has 3 exons.
CACAUGCUCUACCAUUUUUGUUGCCUUUUGCGGCUGAUUUGUCACUGCCCGUUUAUAACGCAAGUUAAACCCUCCAUAUAUGAUAUAUAAACUUAAAACCUGAAGUCUGAAGAAGCCAUGAGUGCCAGCGAGGAGUUCCAGAGCUGGCUAAAUGAGCAGCUGCGAAAACUGAACACCGACGAGAACGUUUUCGGCUCGUAUAUUGUUGGCAUUCUGGAGGGCGAUGAAACCACAGAGGAGAAAACCGAGGCUCUCGAGGGAAUUCUCAGCGAAACAGGGUCCGCCAACAUCGACGAACUGGUGGCCACCAUUCUCCAAAAAUGGCUCCAAAGUCAUCCCAGCGCCGAUGAUCCACCGAAAAAGGGCCUCGACAUCGACGUAAAUGCCCAGUUGGCCAAGUUGCUGGAGCAACAGAAGCUGCUACCCACCGUUAACAAAGAGCGUGAAUACACGGAGGAGGAGCGCCGCAUCAAGCAGCAGAUCCUCGCCCAAUACUCCCAGACUGCUGUUGUGAACCAGGACGAAGACGACUCCGAGGAUGAAAGCGAUGAUGAAAGCGGGAUCCUUUCGAAAAACACCAACAAAUCCGAUGUCCAGGCCUUGGCCAAGGAAAAGCGAGAGCAGGCCCGAAUGGACAGUGCGGCCAAGAAGCAAAAGGACAAGGAUGAUCGCGAAAAGCAAAAGCAGUUGCGAGAGGAAAAGAAGGAGAAGCGCAAAACCGUCAAAGGCGAGAGGCGUCGAUAGCUGUGCCCAAGUUCAAAAUUAUUAGUUUCUGUCUAAAAAACCGAUUUAUAAAAGUUUGUAAAGCACAUUUCGCUUGUAUGCGAAUAUAUACAAUAUGCGAAUAUAUACAAUAUUUGCAUUGAAGCGAAAUAAAAUUGAAAAACUGUCAA